AUGAAAAAUAGCAUUUUAUAUAAUUCUGAUACCUAUUCUAAUUUCAGAAAGAGACAAUCUUAACCAUCAACAACUGCAAGAACAAAUUUAUCCCAAACACAUUUAAUUUAAACAGUAUUUAAAACUCCAGAAAAAUCAAGAAUAUUUAGAUAAAAGACACCAUCAACCAAAGUAAAAGUUAAGACUUAGAAUAUUGAAAAUAAAGAGAAUGAAACUAAGACAAUCAAUAAAAAUAAUUACUCAAAAAUAUCUAAUAGAUAAACAUAGGAAAAACAAACAAGUAAUUUAAUGAAGUAGAUUAAUGAAAAGUUAAACUAAAAAUCUGUUUCAGUUCCUGAUAUUUUAUAAGAGACCAAAGAAAAUAAUGAAAUUAAACUGUUUGGAUAAACUAACUAGUAAGGAGUAUUUACUUAGAAUAGAGUCAUCAAGAUAUAAGAUUUAUUUACUUAAAAUUAAAUAACAAUAAAAGAAUUGGAAAGAAAUUGGUAAGCAUAAUUAAAUCAAGAAUCUGAAUUAAUUAAAUCAUUACAAAAUCAAGAAAGCAUAUAAUAAAGUAGAAAUGAUUCUAAAGAGAAUCUAUUGAAUUCUUUAAUCCAUUAAGAAAAUUCAACUGGCCAUAAACCUUUAAUAUAUGUUAUUGAUUUAGCAUUAUUAUGA
Paramecium primaurelia is the source of this 657-nucleotide messenger RNA. NCBI's taxonomy places the organism in Eukaryota, Ciliophora, Oligohymenophorea, Peniculida, Parameciidae. The record is from the annotation of a GenBank genome assembly.